GAUGAUUGCCGAGUGAUUCAGUUCAAAGCAGGAACGAAAAACAAGAUCUUAACAAAACACGUCAUAAGAAGUGAACAAGCAAAGGACAAGAAUAUCUGCGGGUUUAAAUGCUACUUUGAACCAAACUGUGUGUCCUAUAACUAUGGUCCGUUGGGAGAUGGAACAUUCACAUGCGAGCUAAGCAACAGAACUCAUUUGCAAGUCUCUCCCAGUUACUUCGAAUAUAGGAACGGCUCUUUAUACAGAUCAAUCAUUGUAAGUAAAUAACCAUAUGAGUUUUACCAGGGUGAUCGUUCCGCAAGCGAGAAACCUCUGUUUCACGUUGAUCCUCGUUUAUUUAUUUACCACUUUAUUAUUUAUCUCUCUAAAUACUCAGUCAAUUUAUUUACUCAUCUAAGCUUUAUCUAUCUAAUUACUUGAUUCAUCUUUUGCAUUUUAGAAUUCCUGUGAGAGCAAUCCGUGUGUUAGUAACUCUACUUGUCAAGCGGGGUUUGGUAGUCGUGGUUACCGCUGUAUUUGUUCUGACGGAUUUGAAGGAGGGCUUUGCCAAAGAGGUGAGAAAGGAAACUCCUUGCGAUAGAUUGAAUUCUUCAUUUCUUGCCAAAACUUUAGAUGAUUGCCGAGUGAUUCAGUUCAAAGCAGGAACGAAAAACAAGAUCUUAACAAAACACGUCAUAAGAAGUGAACAAGCAAAGGACAAGAAUAUCUGCGGGUUUAAAUGCUACUUUGAACCAAACUGUGUGUCCUAUAACUAUGGUCCGUUGGGAGAUGGAACAUUCACAUGCGAGCUAAGCAACAGAACUCAUUUGCAAGUCUCUCCCAGUUACUUCGAAUAUAGGAACGGCUCUUUAUACAGAUCAAUCAUUGUAAGUAAAUGACCAUAUGAGUUUUACCAGGGUGAUCGUUCCGCAAGCGAGAAACCUCUGUUUCACGUUGAUCCUCGUUUAUUUAUUUACCACUUUAUUAUUUAUCUCUCUAAAUACUCAGUCAAUUUAUUUACUCAUCUAAGCUUUAUCUAUCUAAUUACUUGAUUCAUCUUUUGCAUUUUAGAAUUCCUGUGAGAGCAAUCCGUGUGUUAGUAACUCUACUUGUCAAGCGGGGUUUGGUAGUCGUGGUUACCGCUGUAUUUGUUCUGACGGAUUUGAAGGAGGGCUUUGCCAAAGAGGUGAGAAAGGAAACUCCUCGCGAUAGCAGGUCUUCAUCUCUCAGGUUUACGGUUAAAGUUACACAAUAAAGCUGCAAAUAAAGUAGCCUCUCAUCAAGGAGAGCUUUGAAUCCUCAUCUGUUUAAUUAAUACAACCUUGAUAUCUGCAUCAAAGGAUAUCUCCGUCAUGGGGCAAGGGGCAAGUUAGAUUUGUUCUGUAUGUGCUCUGUCAAAUGCUAGAAGUUGUCAGAAGGAUUGAAACUCCAAGGUUGUGACAACUAGAGAAGUCGUGUUAAGAUGUUCCUCUAGAGCAUUAACCGAGGUGUGAUAUCAAAGUAUUGCUGUCGUGAUGUGAUAAAUCCUAGAUAAUGGAGCUUACAGAAAAACGAGAAAGUAAGAGAAUAUCGGAAUAAGAAUGGGUGAUAUGAAGGGAAAAGUGCCUCAUGUUGUCAAUUGUGGAUAUUUGAUGCAAGGGUAAGAACAGAAAUGAAACCAAUUAAAAUACAAGUUUCGUAUAGGUAAUCACGUGAUUUCGAGUGCAAUUUGGAAUAAAUAAGCACGAGUAAAUAUUUUUAAAGACUAACAAAGUUGCACGAGCCGGUAGGGCGCGUGCAAUUUGUGGUCUUUGAAAAAAAAUUAACAAGUGCUUGUUUAUUUCAAAUUGCGCGAUAAAAAUCAUGUGACUACGUGUUAAUAAUAUGCAUGAAAAAAACGAGAUGGCUUAUCACAAUUUAGCAUAAGCAAAGCGCGCGCAUCAAGUGCAAAAAUAAUUUAUUCAAACAGUAAUAUGCAAUGAUAUCUUCACAUCUUUAAGGCGCAAAAAGUUCAAAGUCCGGCUAAACAGUUCAAGGAAGUGUUCAGUCUGUGUCGGAAUCACUUUCCAUGAAAUGGAAUCAUCGUUUCGAGGGUUUAACCAUGUUUAUUUUUAAUUUCGACUUUGGAUCGCUCGAGCAAAAUGUUAAGCUGGGUCGGCUCGUAAUUUUCGAUUUCCUUGGCAAUUCCCUUCUCUAAACACCACUUUUGCCAAACCGACAACCAAAAAGCAGUGCUUUUACAGUGUUUUCGUUGUUUGAGCUGUUUUUCAGCCGCGGUGGCGAAAGAAAACCUACUUAAAACGCCGGCCAUUGUUUCGCUCGCAAAUUUUCAAGUUUUGUUGCGACAUCCAAGGCACGCAUUUGAUUGGCUAUCUGUGAAUUUCUUUGAUUAUUGACCAAUCAGAAUGUCUGAGUUGUCACUUUCUUUUCACUGAAUUAACCCUCUUCUGCACUGAAUUAACUCUCUUCUGCACUGAAUUACCUGAAAACUGCAUUUAUCAUAACCAAUCAUGUAUAUUAUUAGUGCUGAAAGCAAAUAGUUGAAAUUUUGGAAAAACUGACAGAAAUAAUUGAUUAAUACGAUGGAGGUGCACUUUAGAUGAAAAAGAUCUAUUUCAAAAUAAGGAAUAUUAUGGUUUUUUUCAUAUUCCUUUAAUCUUAAAUAGAUAUUGACGAAUGCAUCUUAGGCAAGGAGAAGUAUUCCUCUGAUGGCAGUUGUGUUAAUGUUAUGGGCUCAUACGUCUUACUUUUCCAUCUUUUGUAACUCGUGUGUAGAUACUGAUGAGUGUACAUCGAGGAAACACGAUUGUUCCUUUGACAGGGACUGUGUUAAUGUGAUGGGUUCCUAUCAGUGCUCUUGCAAGCCUGGAUUUACUGGCGAUGGUAAAAUUUGCCAAGGUAACAUUUAUUUUAUAUAA
This is a messenger RNA of Pocillopora meandrina, 2876 nucleotides long. Lineage: Eukaryota; Metazoa; Cnidaria; Anthozoa; Scleractinia; Pocilloporidae. The record is from the annotation of a GenBank genome assembly.